GUACCGCAGCAGAGACCUGCGGAACCAGACGUACAGUUGUAUUUAUCUGUGAUUUUGUGUGAAAAUAAAUUAAAACAAAUAAAAAAGUAAAGAAGAAAAACAAAAACAACGUGUCUCUGAUCAGCAUUUUGGAACUGUACGGAAUCGUCAACAUAUUACACAACGAUUCCAUCAAGAUAUAACGUGACAUGAAGAAAAUCUAAAGAUUUUUUGACCCUGUCUAUACAUGCUCAGACCUCAAGGUCACCCCGGCAUCACCCUGGCUAACGAUUUGUCAGGAAGUGCCGGCCCCGGUGGCGGAGUUGGCUCGGUAGGCUCCUCGGUCGGAAGUUCAUUGUCGACAACUGCUCUGAGUUUGGAUCAUCAGCAGUUUAACAUAUUCCCAGCUAUAUUCAGCAGACAGUUGAAUUUUUCGGCAGCAAAUUGCGGUCAAAAUAAACUAAUGGACGAACUGAGGCCGAAUCUUGGUCUCCUCGGGGUCGGUCUCGUCGAAAAUGACUCCUUUCACCUCAACCACAACCAAGAGAAGAGAAAAUGUAGCAGUACCAGUUCGAACGAACAGGAUUUCGGCUUGUACGGUGUUCAUCAGGGACUCGAAGCCAGCCCACCGACACCGGCGGCGACACCGGGGCGAAACAGUGUCGGCGCAACCACCACCGUUGGAGCAGAAGGGGCCUUCAAGAAAUUGAAACCGGAACCAUGUGCGUCCAGUCCUCAUAUCGGUCACACACCAACAACGGCGAGUUGUCCGACGCCCGCUCGACGGCGUCACAGAACGACCUUCACCCAGGAGCAACUAGCAGAACUAGAAUCGGCCUUCGCGAAAUCCCACUACCCGGAUAUUUACUGCAGGGAGGAAUUGGCGCGAAGUACCAAACUUAACGAGGCCAGAAUUCAGGUCUGGUUCCAAAACAGAAGAGCGAAAUAUCGCAAGCAAGAGAAACAAUUGCAGAAAGCACUAACGCCAAUUCCUGCCUGCCAAGGUGCCAUGAUGCGCAAUAUUUAUCCCGGCGCAGGAAGAGGUUACCAACCUUAUCCACAUCCGCACAACGGCAUUAAUGGAAUUAAUCGUUAUCCCCAGAUGGGCAGCACGUCGUACCCGAGUAUGACGCAGCCUUUCUCCAUGUCACAUUCUGCGACGAACAUGUCUGCGGUGACUGGAAUGCGGCAGGAUGCAAUGGGUAUGUCAGCGGAGGACGAGUGGUAUAACAAAAGUAUUUCAGCACUCAGAAUGAAUACGGCUCAUCAUCCAAAUUUGGCGGCGCCGAUGCUGCAGUAUCAAACAUAAUUUUAAAAAUUGAAGGAACGCUUCAGACUUUCGAGAAUGAUCAAUUUCCUUUAACCAAUUCAAAACCAACCUGACGCUGAAGUAUCAUCGGCUUAUACUUAUGCAAGAAAGGAUGAAAAACGGAAAAAGAUCGAUUUUCGAGAUCCAAGAACUUUGUUCGGCGCACUCUGACGAUGUUUUGGUGUUUGAAAAUUUAUACCAAUAACGAAAUGAAUCAAAAAAAAAAUACCGCAACAACAUUGAAGAUCGUCGUGGGACUGGAAAUAUAAAAAUCCUUUAUCUAACGAUUCUAUGAAUCAAAUAAUAUAUGAUAAAGGUCUUAUACGUAUAUAAUAUAAUUAUUAUCACUGACAAUUUGACAUUAUUUCAUCCAAUCGGCGUCAUUUCUGCAGCGAAUAUUAAUUGGUUUUUGGAUUGGUUCUGUCUUUUAUUCACUAGUCGAAAUCUAGUCGAUUCAACAUUAAAUUAAUUUAUUAAAUAUUUUUAAAACUCAUUAAAAUUUCAUAUUUUUUAUUAUAAAUAAAUACCCUCCUACCCCACCCCCGAACCUCCCUCUAAUCAGCAAGAACAAACCAAAAGAAAACAACGUUAUUUCAUCGAUCAUUAUUUAUCAUACUAUACAGCGUUUAAUAGUAUAAUAUUAUAGACGUAGACACGUGUUGUCUACAUGUCCAAGAAAGUAUACAAAAAAAAAAAACCAAAAAAAAAAAGAAUUGAAAAAAAAUAUGUAAUUAAGAUACCUACGUAAUUAACAUAUAAAUAAAUGAAAAGUAAAGUGAAAAGAAAAAAUGAAGAAAAAUGAAAAAAAAAAAACAGAUGAAAAUUGUUGUACGUAAAUAAUUAAAUUAUAAAAUUAAGUUUUAACGAACAGUUUGGCAGUCGUUUAACCCCACAACUAUUACUCGCAAAAAAAAAGGAAAGAAUCAUUUCUCCAAACUUGAAAAUUCCAUAAAAAUUUUGUAACGAUGCAGAUCGCAGUGCAAAUUUUGUGAGAAAAAACGAGGGGUUAAAAACGAUUGCGAUACGGAGCAGAAGAAGAAACGAGAUAACGAGUACGAAAGAUGGAGAGAAAGUGAUGAACGAAUGAACGAACGAAUGAAACGUUGUUUUUUUGUAACUAUUGUAAAAUUUCAGUUUCGAAGAUAUCGCGUAAAAUCGAUUCUUAAGAUAUUUAGUUAGUUUCUUAACAACGAUUCGCAGAUAAACAAAAAAAAAAAAGAAACAACAAAAAGAAAUAAAUACACUUUCGUUGAAACUGUAAAUAAAGUAUAAAAUAUAUAUAUAUAUAUAAAUACAUAAUUUACGUAUAUAUAUAUAUAUAUAUAUAUAAAUAUAGAUACUGUAAUCGCAUAUUAAUAUAGUGUAAUACGAUUUUUCAAUGUCCUUUUAAAAUAUAAGCAUAAUACCUAUAAAUAUACCUUAAGAAAAAGACAAAAAAAAAAAACCAUACCUAUAUAAAUACCUACCUAUAGAUAUUAUUAUCAUUAUUAUUAUGGUUAUUAUUAUUAUUAUCAUCAUCAUUAUAAAUUAGGCGAGUGAAACUUGUUAAUUUCUGUGCUUUUGUUGGGCAACGUAAUAUAUUAAAGGGGAGGGGAAAAAAAAUAAUUAUAAUCUGGCGAACUGGAUAUUGGUUUCAAAAUUACAAUACUUCAAAUCUGUCCAGUUUGAGUGAAUUAAUGAUAAAAACCAAAAAAAGAAAAAGGUUUAAAAAAAAGUCUCUCUCUAUCGGUGUCAUUUUUCGAUAUCUGUCUAAUGAAUAUUUAAAACGACUCGAGAAUCGCGCGCAGGGGGGGGGGGGAAAUUGUCGCGUAUCGAAAUACGGAAGGCUAUAAAAAUCAGAAGAAUGUAACCCUCGGUUUUUUGAAGUUAUAAUCAAUUUUUUGGCAUGAAAACGUAUCCCACGAAAGUGAGGAAAUAUCAAAAACAU
Athalia rosae (coleseed sawfly) is the source of this 3215-nucleotide messenger RNA. Its product is annotated as homeobox protein unc-42. The coding region runs from base 227 to 1288 and encodes 353 amino acids. Gene Ontology annotation, biological process: regulation of transcription by RNA polymerase II. The transcript has 7 exons. Gene Ontology annotation, molecular function: DNA-binding transcription factor activity, RNA polymerase II-specific; RNA polymerase II transcription regulatory region sequence-specific DNA binding. The record is from RefSeq and is a predicted model, not a curated record. Lineage: Eukaryota; Metazoa; Arthropoda; Insecta; Hymenoptera; Athaliidae.